GGUCAUUCACAUGCUUGGGACUCAUUUGCUACCCAAUUGGAUUGCUUGAGAGAUUAUUUAAUCUUGUGUUCAUUUCAUGGCUAAAGUUUGCUGUUCAAUCGAGACGGAGCCUAGAACCUUGAGUGAAGGGCAACUCAACCAUGCUAGGGAAAUGGCUGCUGAUGUCGUUGAGAAAAUGGAACCAACUGAAGCCUCAGCUAUAUUCAUUGAAGGACUGAGACCAGUAAUUGGUUCAGUGAAGGAGAUGAAGCAUAUGACUGACAAAGAGGGUGAGCAACUACAAUUGCAGACUAAGCUUGUGGAGUGGAAGGAGGAGGCUCAAAUUUUAGAAGGGCCUUGCCAAUGCUUGUGUUCUACUGCCAUUGUUGAAACCCCCGAUCAAGAAACGCGGCUUACAGAACCCGUGUCGGCCCCAUUUUGAUAGUUUUCGUUGUUCAAAAUUUAUAAUUUAACAUAUUGUGUUAUCAGAUAAUCGAUUGUGUGAUUAGAGAAUAUUAUAUAUAUAUGUGAAAUAACAUAUACAAGCUUUUGUACCAAUUUUAAAUGUAAGAUUAAUUAACAACGGUUCAAAAUCACAUUUUAACAGUUAUUGUAGUGUUGAUAUUUCCAAAGAAUGCAGAUGUAAUUAUUGGGUCUCCAUAGUAACU
Molecule: messenger RNA, 647 nt
Organism: Pyrus x bretschneideri (Chinese white pear)
Lineage: Eukaryota; Viridiplantae; Streptophyta; Magnoliopsida; Rosales; Rosaceae
Exons: 3
Coding region: 77-421 (114 amino acids)
Source: RefSeq, a predicted model, not a curated record